GCGUAAACCCGUGUUCCAACAAACUUGACAUGGCGAAAGCUUUUGACAAGAUUUCUUGGUCAUAUUUAAAAGAAGUGCUCAAAUCCUUUGGAUUUAAUGAUCACUGCAUAGCACUUCUUCUGCAAAAUCUAGAGGCCACUCACAUUUCUUUGCUCAUCAAUGGAAGCCCCCACGGAUUUUUCAAAAUCAAGAGGGGAGUCAAACAGGGAGAUCCUCUUUCUCCUCUCCUCUUUAUCAUUGGGUCUGAGGGAUUCUCUAGGAGCCUGAACUAUGCUAUCUCUUCUGGUUUUAUAGCACCAUUCAAGGCAGGGAAAAGUCAAGUGGUUUCUCAUCUUGCAUUUGCAGAUGACCUCUUAGUAUUUCUUAAGGGCGACCUAAGGAAUAUGCUGAGAUUUAAUCACAUCCUACAUAACUACCUUAGAGCUUCUGGACAAGAAAUUAACAGCAAGAAAAGUAAGGUUUUCUGCAAGAAAAACAGCCACUGGACAUACAAAAAGAAACUGGAGGAAGCUCUUGGAUUUAUGGUAGGAAGCCCACCUUUCAAGUAUUUGGGGUCCACUAUUACAACAGGUAAACUUAAGAGAAUCCACUGUGAUCAAAUCCUCAAUCACUUUGAUGCUUAUCUUAAUAGUUGGUACAAUAAGGAGCUUAAUCCCAUGAGCAGAUUAUUUCUCAUUAAACAUGUGCUUAGUGCUAUUCCUUUACACACACUAGCUGUGCAAGACCUUCCCAGAUCUGUCAUCACAGUUAUCCAGGGAAAACUAGCAAACUUCUUUUGGGGCUCUAAUAAUGGGAAGAACAAAUAUCACUGGGCAAAAUGGACUGCACUUUGCAAACCUACAGGCGAGGGAGGACUGGGUUUGAGAAGCCUUGAAGAUAUUCAAAAGGCUUCCGCUUUGAAGCUUUGGUGGAAGGUGAUUAAUGGUGAUUCAAUCUGGUCUAAAUUUAUGAAAGAUAAAUACUACAGGGAUGGCCUGUUUGAGGCCAAAUUAGUUGAAAAGUCCAACCAUGAGGAUAGGUGGACUAUGUCAGAAGAUGACACUCUCUGUCUAAUGGCCAAAGAUGAUGCCAAUCAAGAGUUCAAAAAGAUGAUGGUAGAUUUUGAGGAAAUAAAUCUCAAACAUUCAUCCUUAACAGAAGAGAACAAACUUUUGAGUGAAGAGAAUCUCAAGCUGACUGAAGAUCGGAAAAGUCAACUAAAUGAGAUCACUCAACUUAAAACUGAAAAUGAAUCUCUCUCUGAAAAGAUAAAAUCCCUUAACAAAGAACUAGGGAUACUUAAGUCCAAGGAAGCAGUGGAUAAGCUUCUUAAAACAACCAACCAUAAGGGUCGUGAAGGACUUGGGUUUGACUCCUCCAGUUCCAAAAGGAAAGGGAGAACAACCUUCAUCCCUCCUAAACCUACUGCCAAAUCAAAUAAGCAGAAAGGAAAGGAAAAGAAGAAACCAACAGAAGUUCCCAAAAAG
This is a messenger RNA of Cuscuta campestris, 1466 nucleotides long. The record is from the annotation of a GenBank genome assembly. NCBI's taxonomy places the organism in Eukaryota, Viridiplantae, Streptophyta, Magnoliopsida, Solanales, Convolvulaceae.